Molecule: messenger RNA, 2523 nt
Organism: Colletotrichum costaricense
Lineage: Eukaryota; Fungi; Ascomycota; Sordariomycetes; Glomerellales; Glomerellaceae
Exons: 4
Coding region: 1-2523 (840 amino acids)
Molecular function (GO): oxidoreductase activity
Source: RefSeq, a predicted model, not a curated record
AUGAGUCGACAGGCCCCUCUCCGAGUAGCUGUCGUCGGAACGGGAUUGGCCGGGCUUAGCACCGCAUAUCUCUUGCAAAAUGACGAACAACAACGAUAUGCAGUGACCUUAUUUGAACAGGCUGAGAGCCUGUCUUUCGACUCAGCAUCGGUUGCAAUUCGAGAGGAGAGCUCGGGCAGUAUUGAGAGGAUCGACCUUCCAAUGCGCGCACUCGCCGGAGGAUAUUAUCCCAACGUGAUGCGCAUGUAUGACCACUUGGGCAUCCCGUAUCAUCCCAUCCGCUUCUUGUUCUCAUUCGCCAAAUCACUGCCUGCACGCAAGCCUGAUACGAUAGCAUCGGGAAAGAACCAGGCAACUCUGGAUGGCGCCAGCGGAGUGCCUGGCGAGUACUUUGUCCACGCAUCCAAUUUGCACCAAGUCCCACCUUGGCCGGGAAACCGCGGGAUUUUGGCGCAUUUCGUAGAGAUACUGUGCCUGAUCAUAUGCCAGUUCUGGUUCACAGUGGCAUGCUUCAUGGUGCACCCCUUGACUGAGGGGUCUGAUGGGGGAGAGACAUUUGGCGACUAUCUGAGGAGGAUAUGGCUACCGCGACGGUAUGCCACGCACUACCUUCUCCCACUCAUCAGCAGCGUUUCGACGUGUACGCAUGCUGAGCUUCUGGCGUUCCCUGCCAGUGACGUUGUCGAGUACAAGAAACGCUCGCAUGGACAACAGCACUACACUGUCUGCGGCGGUGUCCACCAAGUUGAAGGAAGAUUGGCAAAAGAAAUGAAAGACGUCCGACUAGGAGCGUGUGUUGCAGAGGUAGCCUCAACGGCUGAUGGAAGAGUGAGACUCCGCUGGCAGUCGACGGCGAACGCAGCUGGACAGAUUUUGGAUGACGUAUUCGAUCGGGUUAUUCUCGCUGUGUCGCCGGAUGUGGCUGGCAAGAUCUACCAACCCCUACGCGACAUUCUCGAGCCAUUGCCAACAAUCCGCGUGGAGAGCUCAGUUCUCCGUCCUCUCGAUGCAAAACCAAGCCAGUCGUUCACUCUCAUGGAGGAUGAAGGGAGACAUCCGAAAGCUUGUUCACAUCAUCGUGGAAAUGUCAUGCCGCCCCAAAUUAUCUGUCUCAGAACCGACUUUUCCGCAAAAGAAGCUGCGCGGACAGAGGCUUUACACACAAUGCCUGGAGGAACAGUCGUGAGCACUUGCCCGCUCAACGUACAGGCCGAUGCGAAGAGGGUACUGCGGACAGCAAGGUUUACAAGGACCUUGAGGACGUGUCAGAGUAGGGCAGUUAUCCGAAAGAUCAUGGGUGAGGACAGGAAUCUGGACAAGAAGAAUGACCAGACCGCCGGCAUGGGUGACUGGACCAAUGGACAAGAUAAUGUGUGGUUAACCGGGGCGUGGUGCUGGGAUGGAAUGGUCCUACUUGAAGGCGGACAUGGGUUCAUUCUUAUUCAUACAAUGACACUACCAAUUGACGCCGUUCCUGACUUCUGGAAAGGUGUCUUACUAGGCGCGACUGGCUGCACAUUUAUAAUUUUGAUAGUCACCUUGGCAUUUACUGUCACUUUUCUUCGGCGGAAAGACGUCUACGACAAUGAUCACUGGAAGCUGAACCUCAAAGUGCCGUUCACCACCAUGUGGAUGAACAUGGGUUAUUGGACGAGUGCCGACAACCUACGCAUUACAGAUUUCGAGACAGCCUGUCGCAAUUUGCUUUUAGAGGUCCUCAAAGAAGCCCAGAUUUGUGAAGAUGUAGUUCGGUCUUCGGCAAUAUCUAUUCUAGACCUAGGUGUUGGCUGUGGUGACCAGUCCCUGGAGCUUGCACUACUAAUUAACGAGCGAGGUGUGACCAGCUAUCGAUAUGUAGGGCUCACUCUCAACGAGUCCCAGUAUCGAUUGGCCUCAAAUAGAGCCCAAUUGCAGGCUCAAAAGCUCAAAUUAGAAGAUGGAAGUGUUGAGGUAUUUUGCGCUGACGCUGCCAACCCCGACACCUGGGGCGCGCACGUAAAGUCUGCAAUCAGAUCUUUGAAGGAGGACAGCGCCGACCAACAACGAUGGGUUCUAGCGCUUGACAGCCUGUACCACUUCUAUCCCUCCAGAAAGCCAAUCUUCAACUAUGCCGCGCAGACACUCGAUGCCUCGUUCAUGGCCUUUGACUUGAUACUGAGCGACGGAGCGUCUUUACGACAGAGGUUCCUCGUCAAUCUCAUUGGCCUGGCGAUGGGUUGUCCUGCUGCUGCUUUUGUUACAUUGUCAGACUACAAGAAGCAGCUCCUUGACGCGGGUUAUGAUGAAGAUGAUAUCCAUUUCAAAGAUAUCACGGAACAUGUCUUCUCUGGUCUCGUCAGUUAUAUCAAAAGUCAGAGUGAAGCGUUACGGCCGUUUGGGAUCUCAGCGGUGAAGUUCAAGGUUGCAGCAAUGGUGUUUGACUGGUUCGCUGAGUCAAACGCAAUGAGGGGAACAAUUGUGAUUGCGCGCAAGAGAUCCGAGACCCAAGGAGAAGCAUCGGAUAUGAAGGGAAGAGCAAAAUGA